GUGCUGAAGCUGCGCGUGCCUCUCAGGUCGCUACCAUAGAAAUCCACCCGAGCAUCCAUCCGGACCACAACGGGGAAUCCGGUUUCUUUCUUUUUUUCGACGGUCGGAAAAAACUGCUGCGAGAUGUCAGGAUGUUCCUGCCAGCUGUUUUAGCCCGAUUCGUCUCGCUUUAAACGCUCAAAAGAAACACUGAACUUAUUUUAUAUUACGGCUUUUCUUUCAGGCACAAUCUGACAAAAGCUGCCGCCGCGUUUCGCCGCUCCGCAUCCUUUAUGCACAGCACGCUGCUCCGGUCCUCCCCGACGAAACGCACCUUCGUGUCCGAGCACCAUGGCCCGUUCCCGGCGCUUUCGCUGAAAGACAUGGAAGCCAAACAACACCCGAUAAAGAGCCUGAAGAGCUACCCGGAAACCGGCGGCCGGAGCCUGGCAGCGGCGCCCGGAGGAGACGGAGGAGGAGGAGGAGGCGGCGGCGUCUUUCGAGCCGGCUCGGCUGAAAUGGACAUGGAGGCGAAGAUUCAGAAAGCCAUCGACUUCAAGGUGGAGGGUCACCGCUGCUACAAGGAGAAGAAAUUUCGGGAGGCGAUCGGCAAGUACCACCGGGCGCUGCUGCAACUCAAGGGGGUGCACGUCAUCGACGGGACGGCGGGCUCCGAGGUCAACCUGCUGAGCCAAGCCGGGACCAAGAUGACCGAGGACCAGCGGAGAGCCGUGGAGAGAACCGAGAUCGAGUGCUACGACAGCCUGACAGCGUGUCUGUUGCAGUCGGAGCUCGUUAACUAUGAGAGGGUGAAGGAGUACUGUCUGAAGGUGCUGAGCCACCAGAGAGACCACUUCAAGGCCAUGUACCGCGCCGGCAUCGCCUUCUACCACCUGGGGGACUACGAAUGUGCACUCCGCUACCUGCGCGACGCCAAGAACCGCGAACCCUCAGACACCAACGUGCUGCGGUACAUCCAGCUGACUGAGAUGAAGAUGAGCAAGAGUUGUCAGCGGGAGCGAGAGAGCGGCAAAGAGACGCAGGGCUAAACACCCGACCUUUUCGGACCUCCUGACCCCUCAACCUUUGACCCCCCCCCGGUUUCCCCAUCGACCCUUCCUUCCCUCGUCCGCUAUCGACUCCCGACAGCAGCGCAGACGGAAGAGAUGGCCGAGUCACCCGCCGGCGAUGGAUAAAAAACGGGAGACAUAUCAAGCUCUGACUGCAACCCAACCUCCCUUCUCCUCCCUCUUCUACUCGCUCUUUCCUCCCUCAGGUCGUGUGGCUCCUCCCCCUAGACGCAGACGGUUGAGCAAACUUAAAAAAAAAUGUAAAAAAUUGAAAUGCUGUAUUAUACUCGUAGGAAAGAGUCCUCGUGGUGGAAUGAAAAAGGACCAUUCAAAAUCGACAUUUGAAUCACGGACAGUUGCGUAAUUUGAAAAAAAAAAUGCAUUUGGUUUCUGCUCUCUGCUCUCUCUUUUUCUCUCCGCCUUCUCGCCAUCUUCUUUCCAACGGACAAUUCGAGGUGGGGAGGUGAGGACAGUGAAGGGGGUGGGUGUGUGGUGCGUGCGUGCGUGCGUGCGUGCGUGCGACACAUAUCAAGACCAUAGCCUCAUUUGAUUGUACGUCCCCACUACAGGGCUCACUCGGGCCGCAGACUAUGGGACGGACCAGCACGAGAAACCUUCAUCGAGUAGAGGAAACGCCUGCCUCUGUGCGUAAUCUAUCGCUCUACUGUCCCCUUUCUCUCCCGUAACCAUGUAACUUUUCAAUUCAAGGGCUAAUUCACGUGUUUGUAAACCGUACUAGGGUUUUUUUUAUUUGCUUUCGGUGUUCUUCAUACUCGGUGGUUAUUAGUUGUUGAAAGCAUCUGUGUGUACUGCGGUUCUUGCUGUCAUCAGGUGUACUAUUGUAGAAACCGGUGUAUCUUGAAUCUGUUGUCAUGUGUCGCCGUCUAGAAUGUGGAAGCCACUCCGCCCUCCCACGCCCCGCCCGCCCCGCCCUUUUCCUCCCGUUAACGAUGCCACAACGGGAAAAAGCCGAUGGGAUCAGAGUUCCAUCGCCCGUAACCGUUGGCUAUGAGGAAAUCCACUUUAAAGUUUCACAGCGAGAAACACUUUUCUAAACAGAGGUCCAACUUUUCAUCACGAGUGCUGAAGCUUCCCAGACAUCAAUAAGACACCUGGGAGACUCGAGGCAACGUCAGUGCAGAGAAAACAAUCACACACACGUGUGUCCCAGGCGGUGUCGACCGUAUCCUUAGAGCACUCCGCUUCAGUGCGCUUCAACAAGAGUGAGCCGUUUGAGCUCUCACAUUAGACAACACGACUGAUGAUGUGGUUUGUGGAUAUCCAUGGCUGGCUGUAAAAACAUACAUUAUCUGCUUCUCUGUGAAGACGAAUCACAAUACUAACAUUGCUCUCAUGACAGCUUUGCCACAGGCUUAAAUCUGCCCGUGCUGUUCUGCAUACGGUUGGAUUGAAGAUUCGUGAAAGCAUGACCUGAAUUUUCCCUUCUUUCUGACGCCAUGAAACCCAGUUUCCUCUUUCUCUUUUGCAAGUCCACCUCCUGCAUGUAAAGUGCGGCUCCAGAGAGUUGAUUUCAAAUGUAUGGGAUUGGGAUUAUACCUGCUCUGUUGCUUCCUGCCGUGGCAUGCGGCCACACUGCUCUCUCAUACCUCUAUUUCAACCAUUCUGCCCUUUAAAAACACAGAAGGUGGCAACAGGCUACGAUCACUGCAGCAGAAUAGGAGCCACCUUCUGCCUCAGCCGAGGUGAGAAGAGUAAUUACACAGCGUAGGUUGUUCAAAAAGAUGUGGCAGAAGAAACCAGAGAAAUAUCCUGUAAAAGAUGUAUCCAAUGUUUUCAGUUAAUAGGUCAAUAGGGACUUAAGUGUGUCAAUGGGACUGGUGAAAGAGGCCAUCAUGUGUUGAGGGGACAGGUAUGACACAGAAGGGCUCCAGUGGAGGGAGAAGUAGGCCAUCAUCAUCGUCGUCCUCAUCAUCCUCAGUAGAGCAGCUGCAGAUCCAGGUCACUCCAGCAGCAGGGAAACAACAUUACUAACAGACCAAGUUUGGAGGGUCAUGCAUCACACCGCGACAACAUUCACUAAACAGAGAUUUAAGAUAUUUCGACUUGUCAAAGCAUGAAAAGUACAGAUGUCUGUUGCAAUAUUAAGAUUUCUCUUAAGAUUGAACUGAGUGGCUGGAGGUGUCCACUUAGCUUUGUUAGCCAUAUAGUGUAAAUUAUCAGAUAUAUAUAAUAUAACAGCUGAAAUAUGCUGAUAUGAAGCCGCAACAGCCGCAGGUUAGCUUAGCACAAAGCUUGGAAACGGCAGGAUACAACCAACCUGGCUCUGUCCAAAGGGGAUAAUAUCCUCCUCCUGGCGCCUCGAAGGCUCACGCAAGUUCCACUUUUUGUGUAAUCUGUAAAAAAAAAAAAAAAUCACCAAAUAAUUGGAUUGAUUCCCCAAUUGUCAGACCACUCCUUCAUAUUAUCUUACUGCUGAAUUAAAUGAAUUCACUGUCACUAAUUUCUCAUACAAACAAAUCUUGGUGUAAAGCACAGUAUUAUUCUAAAGGAAAUUACUCGUAAUUCCCAGAAACACUGAGUUAAAAACGCUUCAUGACGCAGCUCUGGGGUUGACGCUUUAGUUUCCCAGAGGAGAUGAAUCGGCAAACAACAGCGACGAAAUGGCCCCUGCAGGCUCCGUCUCCAUGGCUGCCUGGGCUAAGUCUGCUUACUCAGGGGCCCUUCAGGGACAGGUCCCCUCCCAUGGUCCCCUCUCCGUGGCACCAGUCCGCCAUCUUGUUAUUGUCGUCCUCGCUCGAGGUGUAAUGCAGCCGUCGAGGCGCAACUCGCUUCGCGUACAACAAAGUUCAUUUCUGUCCGAUCAGUUUUAGUUUAUAUUGGCGGAGCCCACAGUGGAGCUGUCAUCGUGAGCGUAAUCUGUGCAAAUAGAGCUAGACACACCGUUAGUGCAGCUUUGAAAAGAAACAACAAAAAGCACAACAACAAAAAAGAGACGGAAUAGUCAAACUGGCUGUUAUUUUUGCUUUUUUGCUUUGAUGUCAUUUGAGGUAACUGUUUGUCAAAUGUCAGAGUACUUUUUGUGAAUAUAUGAUACAAAUGUACGAAAAAAAUUACAAAAAAUGGAAAGUUUUAAGUAAGAGCUUUACUUUACGGAAUAACUUUAUCGGCGGAAAAAGAAAAGCAAGAGGUAGAAGAGAUCGUUUAUAGCUCGUCCCCCGAGCUGCUUUGUGAGUCUGUACGUGUUGGUAUUUCUGUUGAUGUUUUCGUCGAGGGAUCCAGAACCGGCUCAGAGUUUGUGCAUUUUCCUUCCACCCGGCUCUGUUUCUGCAUAGCGAGACGAAAAGUAACUGGGAGCAGCAGGUCACUCUGAGGAAGUUGUAGCUGGGCUGCUCCCUAAAAAGCCGCAUAUGUCCAUCCUGUUUGGUUGUGCGCGGAUGGAGGGGAAACAGAAGGACAUGAAGUUGGAGACGUCAAAGCUGGGACUUUGUUUUUGUUCCGCCUCGCUCCCAAGAGGCCUUUUCCCAUUCAACGUUCAAACAUCGCAGGCCUCCAUCACUGGUUUUUACUGGUCUGCUAGCCUGGUAAUGCACUAUUGACUGGUAAAUGAAGAUUAUGAAUAAAGUUUAAAAAACAAAGAGGA
Messenger RNA from Gasterosteus aculeatus aculeatus (three-spined stickleback), 4650 nucleotides. RefSeq names its product tetratricopeptide repeat domain 9B (gene ttc9b). Lineage: Eukaryota; Metazoa; Chordata; Actinopteri; Perciformes; Gasterosteidae. The record is from RefSeq and is a predicted model, not a curated record. Gene Ontology annotation, molecular function: protein binding.